AUGGUAGACCCAACCCCGGCGAACGCCGGCCCACUCGAAGCAGACAAUGCGGACGAGACCGCUGCCAACGACGACGCGGAUUCCACCAUGGGAGCUUCUGUGCUCGAAUCAUCUGCGUCCAUGACAAGCACCAUAAUGAGAUACCGGGAGGAAAAUGGUAGAACAUAUCACGCAUUCCGAGAAGGGAGAUACGUUCUACCAAAUGACGCCCUAUUCGUUUCCCCGGCUGGUAGCGACAAGCCACUGCGCCGAGUCCUGGAUGCUGGAACCGGAACUGGCAUAUGGGCUAUAGACCUCGCCGAUGAGUAUCCAGAGGCAUUGAUCACCGGCGUAGAUCUCAGCCCAAUACAACCAGCAUUCGUCCCGCCAAACGUCACAUUCUACAUCGAUGACGUAGAGGACGAUUGGACAUACUCCUAUAAAUUCGACCUCAUCUUUGGUCGGAUGCUCACCGGCUCGAUUGCAGACUGGCCGAGGUUCAUCCAGCAAAGCUACGAAUUCUUAGAGCCGGGAGGAUGGAUCGAGUUGUCCGAUAUCCUUCUCGAUUUGCGAAGCGACGACGGGACCGUCGGCCCGGACUGUGCGGCCCAAACGUGGGCGAGGCAUAUGCUCGAGGCCGCGGCGAUAUGGAAGCGACCGCUGGACAGCUGCAAGUUCUACAAGGAGCAGCUGGCAGAGGCGGGCUUCGUCAACGUUACGGAAAAGAUCUACAAGUGGCCCACAAACACGUGGCCGAGGGACCCCAGGUUUAAAGAAUUGGGCAUGUGGACGUACGAGGACCUGGGGCAAGGGUUAUCAGGCCUGAGCCUGGCCUUGUUCACCAGAGCCUUGGGGUGGUCGAAAGAACAGCUAGAGGUCUUCCUGGUUGACGUCAGGAAGGACAUGAAAGACAGGUCAAUUCACGGUUGGUGGCCGGUGUAA
Molecule: messenger RNA, 921 nt
Organism: Colletotrichum navitas
Lineage: Eukaryota; Fungi; Ascomycota; Sordariomycetes; Glomerellales; Glomerellaceae
Product: methyltransferase domain-containing protein
Exons: 10
Coding region: 1-921 (306 amino acids)
Molecular function (GO): methyltransferase activity
Source: RefSeq, a predicted model, not a curated record